This is a messenger RNA of Odocoileus virginianus texanus, 1948 nucleotides long. RefSeq names its product EF-hand domain family member D1 (gene EFHD1). Gene Ontology annotation, cellular component: mitochondrial inner membrane. Lineage: Eukaryota; Metazoa; Chordata; Mammalia; Artiodactyla; Cervidae. Gene Ontology annotation, molecular function: calcium ion sensor activity; calcium ion binding. The record is from RefSeq and is a predicted model, not a curated record.
CAAAGUGUCGCAGAGUCGCCAGCCGCCCAGGAGCGCGCUGUCCGCCCAGCCCCUGAGGCUCCGGAUCCACCGAGGCCAUGGCCAGCGAGGAGCUGGCGAGCAAGCUGCAGCGGCGACUGCAGUGGGAGGAAGGGGAUAGAGGGCUCCAGCCCGCGCCCGGAGCCGCCCCAGACCCCGAGCCCCAGCCCCAGUCGCAGCCGCCCGCCUGGGCGCCCACCGCCAGAGCCGACGCCGAGCUGAGCGCCCAGCUGAACCGACGGCUGGACAUCAACGAGGGCGCGGCGCGGCCCCGCCGCUGCAAGGUCUUCCACCCCUACUCGGAAUUCCCGGAGUUCAGCCGCCGCCUCAUCAAGGACCUGGAGAGCAUGUUCAAACUGUAUGACGCUGGAAGGGAUGGCUUCAUUGACCUGAUGGAGCUGAAGCUGAUGAUGGAGAAGCUGGGGGCCCCCCAGACCCACCUGGGCCUGAAGAGCAUGAUCAAGGAGGUGGACGAGGACUUUGAUGGCAAACUCAGCUUCCGUGAGUUCCUGCUCAUAUUCCACAAGGCUGCCGCGGGAGAACUGCAGGAGGACAGCGGGCUGAUGGCACUGGCGAAGCUUUCUGAGAUCGAUGUUGCCCUGGAGGGCGUCAAAGGUGCCAAGGACUUCUUUGAAGCCAAGGUCCAAGCCUUGUCCUGUGCCAGUAAGUUUGAAGCGGAGCUAAAAGCAGAGCAAGAUGAGCGGAAGCGGGAGGAAGAGAAGAGGAAGGUCCGCCAAGCAGCCUUCCAGGAGCUCAAGGCCGCUUUCAGUGCUUAGUGGGGCUGACCCUGACCUCUGAGCACCGCUGUGCCUCACAGAUGCUCCGGGGAGAGCUGGCCAGGCACCCUCACCCAUGCUGACCCUUCGCCCCAACCAGCCUCCACACCCAGCACCCAGUGCACACUCCUUGGCCUCGUGGGGUGGCGGGGGCGGCUCUCAUAUCCAUUUGGGAACCCCUUGCAGAAGGUCCCACUGCCCCCUCGAGUCUCUCUCCUGCGUGCCUUCCUCCACCCUUCUCUGUAGCCUGAACGUGCCUCCACUUGGCAACCUCUGCUUGUUCCUGUCUCUUUCCCCCUCCCCAACAAAGAGUGGUCUGCUGUGUUAAUUUGUGCAGAUACUGCUUUCCUUGAUGGUCCUCAGAGGAGAGAGUCGCGGGAGGCCAGUGAUGUCAACAACAUCCAUUUCCCUGGGUCAUCCUUUUCUGUGUCUCUCCUUAUUCUUUCCCAUCCAGCCUCCUUGUUCUCAUUCUUCGCCUGAUCCUGCCAGAUGCUCCUGCAUCUUCUGUCCUUUGGUGAUGGUGAGGUUUAAGGCAGGCCAGGCUGGACCACAGCCUGGUCCCUGUCCAACAGUGGGCCACAGCAUGCUGCUGAGGGUGACAGGAAAGAGUGAAGAGACGGGGGAUUCUGGUCCUCCCCAUCGCCUUUCUCCUGUCCUUAGCGUUCCUCUUAGGUUCCUCCCUUCUCCUUCCCCUCUGCACUUCUCAGCCUUUCCCCCUUCUCCUAAAUACUGUGCUACUUAACCAUAAGAAUGACAGAAUGGUUAUAAAUAAUAUUAAUGAGUAGAAGAAUUCUUAUUAAUUCUGACUCGAUGCAAAUUAUAUUACAGUAGACCCUUGCCGUCACCGAGUAACAAAUCCAGAGUCUUUCAGAAUAUGAAAAGUUAUGACCAUCUUCACCAUCUAGCCAGUUCCCAACAUCUGCUCUAAGGUGUUCAAAAUGAAGCUGUUCUUCAGCACAAAUUUGUACAUGUUAUGAGUUCUUGGGAUUGCUCCCAGAUAUCAGGGGUUUGUUGUACUUGAUAAAAUAAUUUCUAAGGUCAUAUUUAUUUCUUCCCCUUUUUAACUGCUGUCUUUACAAUGAAGAAAACGUCUGCAUUUUUACCUUACAGCUAUUCUUUUUAAAUAAACGGUGCAAGUGGGCUUAGCCAUCACA